Messenger RNA from Cylicocyclus nassatus, 1652 nucleotides. The record is from the annotation of a GenBank genome assembly. Lineage: Eukaryota; Metazoa; Nematoda; Chromadorea; Rhabditida; Strongylidae.
GCACAAUUUCGGCGUAGUUCUCACCACUCAUCCCUCAGACACAUUCACACUCCCUCUCCAUUGCCUGGCCUGUCGCCCUCCCACUUUCCCCGUCUCCCUUCCGGACCCUCUAGCCCCUCCCUCCUGGUCAGGCACACUGUCUCGCCACGUACCCGAGCCUGCCUGCUGCAUCCAAUGCAGCCACUGUCUCUCAUCGUACUGCUCAGCCUCUACGGAAUGGCAGAAGCUCAAGUUCGUGUACGUAUAUGGCAGCCAAACAUCGACUCCAGCAAGAUCAAAGAGCCAAUCCGAUUCUGGGAGUUGGUUGAAAUGCGACCGACUUCGUCCACAUUACCGCCAACGCCACCGCAACCGCCGCCACCACCGACAACGAAUAUUACAACAAAGGCAGGAAAUCAUGAGACAGCUAUCACCACCAGCACUACCAGCACUACCAGCACUACUAGCACUACCAGCACUACCAGCACUACUAGCACUACCUCUACGACAGCUACCGUACCCACUGAUGCUAUUCCCACUACAGUCGAAUGGGCAGCGCCAACUACUGCGGAUCUUUGUGGAGAGACGGAUCCAAUGGCUUUGCUAAAGAUAAUGAAGGACAGUGGUAUCUACAAUGAGAUCUACAUGGCUCCGGAUAUAAUCACUGCGAGCCGCCAUUUUCCCGAUUUAGGAGGGAAAAACUUUAUGAAAGCGAAAAGUAGAUACCACUGCGAUGAAAAAUGUGAAAAGAAAUCGAAGUUAGUUCGCCUGGUGAUGACCGGCGAUGAACAACUACCGAAACCAAAAGAAUCCGAACGAGCAUGGUGGAGUGAGGACGAUUGGAAGCGAGACACUCGGUCGAUAAUGGGUGCUUUGACUUCGAAAAGUGAACGAAAAAGAGAACUCCAAAAAACUGUGCGAAACGCACUCAGAGAGCUGGAACGUAUGGAUCAUGACGAAAUCGAAAGCUCUGGAGAAGACGACGAGCAAGAAGAGUUUGAUCGCUUCUUCACUAGUGAACUCCAUUCAGAGCUUCUACAACUGCGAAGUAGACGAAGUAGACGAAGCAGAAGCGCGCUCGAUGUUUUGAGGGAAAAGAAUUCUGGCACUGCCAAGGACGUGAUAGGAACAACAAUCGCAAUCGAAUGUCAUGACAGGCGCGAAGUUUUGCAAGCAGGCUAUCAACUAUGCUCGUCCUGUCGAGCAGUGCGACAUCUACCCAGUUCGUAUUUUCCGCGCGUCCUCAACGAAAUUAUCUGUGGUGAAAGCUCCUGCGUUAGUGGUGAUGGACGAUGUGCUCAGAAAUUUCUACCUCUCAAGAUUCUGCACAACGAAGGAACUGAUCAAUGUCCAAAAUGGCGUCUUGAAUCUAUUGACCUCAGAACAUGUUGUGAUUGCGUGAUACAUCCCUAUUCUCCAUUUGUUCGAUAUAUUAACGAAAGGCUUUGACUGAACCUUCUUUAGGCAAAGAUCUGUGAUAAUUUAACACGUUUGUUGGUAGAGGACUUGACAUCGCCGAUGAGGUCCACACCAUGACGCUUGAUAAGGCUACAAUUGUUGAGAUGCAAGAGUUUCAAAUAUUUGAGCAAAUGGUAUCUUUCGGCGUCAUAUUCUCUUCUACCCCAUUCUAAUUUACGGGCAUUCCAAGGAUUACGUGUCUGUUUUGAACAUGU